This is a messenger RNA of Penaeus indicus, 3374 nucleotides long. Its product is annotated as nucleolar and coiled-body phosphoprotein 1-like. The record is from RefSeq and is a predicted model, not a curated record. The transcript has 3 exons. The coding region runs from base 140 to 2779 and encodes 879 amino acids. Lineage: Eukaryota; Metazoa; Arthropoda; Malacostraca; Decapoda; Penaeidae.
AGCAGCAGGAGGAGGAGGAGGAGGAAGAAGUGGAGGGGGAGGAGGAGCACUAGCUCGUGUGCAAAGACACUCUGGGACGACACCUCCAGGCACCCCACCACCGACAGUGUCUUCGUCUAGUAGCUCAUAUUUCUCUCAUAUGCCAGUCCCUAAAGUUGCUGUGCCUACUCUAGAUAUGCCAUCAGCAUCACCGCCAGUGUCAUCAGCACACCCUUCACAAGAUAAGGCUGGGCUACCUCCACCCACAGCACUGAAGAUGCCUCCUGUCGUGACUUCCACGAAAGCAACUACCUCCACUGUAGCCACUACCUCCACACAUUCCACCCUACAGAGCUCUUCACCACAACAGUCACAGUCACAGACACAACAGCCACAGCAACAACAGCAGCAACAACAGCAGCAGCAGGCAAGUAAAUACAUUCCGAAGUACGAGCCUCAAGUAGUGAAGCGCGAUACGAGCUUCACGCAGCAGCUGUCCUCGUUGUUGCUUGGCGAGAACGUCGAGAUCAUCCGGAAGACAGGACGCACGGGCACCCGCAACGUGCAGAUCGUGCGUCGGACUGUCCCGCGGUUCCUCACCUUCGAAGUUUUCAACCCCGAGACAGACGACUUGGACAGCGACUCCUCGGCGAGCUCCUCCCCGAACUCGGGCAGUUCCGUGAUCGAGCGCGGAUGGCCUACCGAACGCGACAUCGAGGAACUGGACCGAGAGAUCAAGCGGCGCGAGGAGGAGGAGCGCCGUCGUGCUGUGCCUUCCUCGUCAGGAGGUGGAGCCACCCCCGGGGAGAGGGUCAUGCCGCCGCCGCCCGCCGAGGUGCCCAAAGUGUCCUUAGUUGAAGAUGUUCACAGGAUGGAUACCAUAAGCGAGGACGCAGGUGAACAUUCAGGUACUGAAUCCAAUGGUGGUAGAGCAGACAAGAAGAGAACCAGUAGACCCCUAGUACCAGCACCUCUCGUAGCCAAACCACAAGUCAUUCCUAAACCACCCGCUAGAACCUCAUCCAAAUGUAGAUCGCCUGUUGAACAAUAUAGAAUACCCAUGGAACAGUAUACUUCAGGUGGUGGAUCCAGGAGAGAGUACGACUACGGCAGACAGAGGUCCUCCAGCAUGAGUGCGGCCGCGGCCUGUGACUCUGACUGGAGGUUCGAAGGCUACUCGACGAAAUCCGGCACAGCGUCUUCGGCCUUGAUGGCUGCCGCGGCGUCCUCCUCCUCGUCCUCCUCCUCCUCUAGCCCUUCAGCUUCGAGUUCGAUUUUGGAUUACGGGAGGGAGGUUCCCUUGAGGAAAAGUCCCACCUCGAGAAGGAAGCUGACCAUCUGCCAUCUCGACCAGCCUCCUCUGCCUCUUCAGUCGACACUGGAGCAAGUGCCUGAAGCCAGGAAGUCUACCAUGAGAAGCCCCGAUCCUCUGCAAGAGAGAUUGAGCUUACGCACGCGGGUUUCAGAGCGCCACCCGCCGCCCAAGGCGCUGUCGCCGCUUGGUUCCGAAGGGACGAGCAGAGGCGACAUGAAGCCCUGGGCAGAGGUAGCCAUAAAGCCAUUCACCGAAACUAUGGGCAUGCCUCCUUCGUCAUCCUGGAGAGGCAGGUACUCCCCAGAGGGUAGCAUUUUCAAAAGCAUACCAGAAUAUGACAAAGGGGCAGCGCAAAAGAAGGCUCAGGAGGCUAAGAAAAGCUCCUUGGAGCUGCCCUUCACGUCGUCGCCGUAUCGGUCGUCCCUCUCCCCGAGCAGCAGUGUGUCGUCCACAUCCCCGUCGGUGCCAAGAGAACUUGGGAAGGAGGACCCGCUGACCAAGAGUCCUCUCCUCAGUUCGCCAACUCUCUCCACCAGUAGCGGCGAAUCCAGAUCAAGCUCCCAAAUGACAAUGGCUCUCUUUGGGAAGGAAUCCCGCGAGAACCCGUUCUCACUGGAGAUGUUCAAGAUGAACAGGAGCGAGAGCAGCCUCCCUCUUCUGAGUCCCGAUGAAUCUCAACCCAACCACGGCACUUUCAAAGAGCCAGUUAAGCCAAUUGUGCUGAAGGAGCCCAAGAGGUCACAGAGACUCAAGCACGAUGCUGACGAACCCAAAAAAGACACUAAACAUCGUAGCAGCCACGCCUCUUGUAAAAUGUCUGCGAAAGAAGGCGACAAACUAAGCAGCAAAGAUGAUUCCUCGAACAAGCAGAGGAAGUCCCACACUAGUUCUCUCAAGGUCCGGAUUGACGAGACAAAACAGAAGGAAACGACGACUACCGGUAAGAAGAUGUGUCGUCUUUGCGCGCGUGAGAAUGAUAAGCGGCAGAAGAAGAAGAAACAAGAGCAGCUGGCGCAUGAGCUGAGGGAGCAACAGCAGCAGCUGAGUGGUGGAAGCUUUAGCGGUGGAGGGGCUUCCUCCAAGAGAAGGUCGGCCUCCAAUCAGGGCAAAGGGAGCGACGGAGGCUGGCGGAGAGGAGAGCUCCGGUCCCAGGGAUCCCUCGACUCUGCGAGGGAGAAGGAAUCCCAGGCUUCGAAGUCCACCCCUCCUCUCAUCCGCAGUGGCUCGCUGGACCUGGAGAAGGCCGAGAGAAAUCAAAGGGAGGGAGGCCUCAGCCGAGAUGCCUCUCUCUCCAACUCCCAGGACUCCCUGCAGAGCGACAUGGGAGGGGCGCCCACGUUGCACCGCUACUACCAUGUGUUCAGGGAGGGUGAGCUCGAUCAGCUGAUUGAAAAAUACGUUCAGAACCUUCACAUCAUCUCUUCGUAUUACGAUCACGCGAACUGGUGUAUUGUCGCGGAGAAAGUGCAGGUUUGGACCAUAUGAGUGCAGUGAUUACCUGUCAACUUCGUGUGUCCGCCACAGAGACUGAAUGGCAUCGGAAACUCGUUCCCAAAUCUAUUGGAACACAGAAACAGCAUGGAAGUUGACAAAGACUUUUAAGUAGUCAAAGACAAAGGAUAAUAUACUGAGAGAUAUAUAUGUAUAUAUAUAUAAAAUCUGCGGCAGUACUGUCGUGUCUAAAUCUUAUAUGAUAAAAAUUAUAUAUAUAUCUUGUUAAAAUGCUAAAUUAUGUCGAGAGUUAUGAAUGGUUCUGUGCAUUUUUGUCAUGGAACUUAUAUGGGGAGUCGAUUACUAUAAGUUCAGUGGCUCCUGUUGUAGAUUGCGGAGUCUGGUUUUGCCGUCGGCACCCUGCAACCCAACCCAAUUUUUUUCUUUAAAUGGUUGUUAUGGAUUUGAAACAUAUCUACUAAACAAAUCGCAAUAUUUAUAGAUGUUUAGUGAAUGUUUAUGGUGUUUUUUCACGUAUCUGGCCUGCACAGGAAUAGGGAAGAAUAAGUCCCGCAAGAACUAAAACAGGAGAACACACAUUAUGUAUUUUAUUUUGUAAAGGUAGUAAAGAUUAAAACGAAAUAACGGA